This is a messenger RNA of Sinocyclocheilus grahami, 948 nucleotides long. Its product is annotated as G-protein coupled receptor 183-like. Gene Ontology annotation, cellular component: plasma membrane. Gene Ontology annotation, biological process: phospholipase C-activating G protein-coupled receptor signaling pathway; positive regulation of Rho protein signal transduction. Bases 1 to 948 code for a protein of 315 amino acids. Gene Ontology annotation, molecular function: G protein-coupled receptor activity. The transcript has a single exon. NCBI's taxonomy places the organism in Eukaryota, Metazoa, Chordata, Actinopteri, Cypriniformes, Cyprinidae. The record is from RefSeq and is a predicted model, not a curated record.
AUGGAGGGCCAACUACGCCAUGACACAAGAUUUAGCUACAUCCUCAGAAGCAGCCUGCCCUCUAACCUGACAACCAGUUCAGUCAAUGCCACACACGUCUUCAGUGUGUUUGAUGGGUGCGAAGAUAUGGUGGCUGGUGUCGUUUUUGACCUAGCCAUACAGUGCUUCAAUGUGAUCAUAGGAAUACCUGCCAACAUCCUGGUUCUCGCAAACCUAAUAAAGACCCGAAAUGAACCUUUAACCUCUGACAUCUUCCUGGGCUGCCUGGCUUUCAUGGACGCCUACUUUGGAUUCAUGACAAUCAUAGCAUUCCUCAAUUUCUACCACUGGAGGAGUGCUAUGGGUUGGAGAGCUAUGAAAUUCUCAUAUGGUGUGAAGGACACCAGUGGGCCGCUUUUCCUCUCCUGCGUCUGUCUGGAUCGCUUUAUAGCCGUUAUCUUCCCCAUCGCAUUCGGACAAUUGAAGGACAUCAAAUACAGGAUCGGCCUGACCAUUGUGGUUUUGCUGCUCACUUUUGCGUAUGCUUCGGCUAAAACCGUUGGUGGGCUUUCAAACUUUGAGAAGGUUUUCACUGGUGAGGUCUUGUUUGCCUUCACCUGGAUGGUGGUGUGUAACGUGGCCAUCCUCUGGGCCCUGAAACGCUCACGAGGUUCUGGUAAAGAUGAGAUGAAUCCUAUGAAAAGAAAGGCCUUUAAGAUGGUGCUGUCUAUCUUGAUCAUAAUCAUAAGCAACUAUCUCCCUCCAGUUGCUAUGUUCCCCUUUGAAGACCAUUAUCCCCAUAAGAUCUUCACUUGCUAUGUGCAACCAGUUUGUUUUGCCUUCGUAAACAUCAGCAGCACUAUCCAGCCUUUAACUUACUUGUCCCGCUUAGAGAAAGUACCAUUUUUGCCAGAAUCUUGUGUGAAGAAGUUAAGCUGCAAGGAAAAAGACAAGCCCUCAAAGGAAUGA